This is a messenger RNA of Camponotus floridanus (Florida carpenter ant), 1201 nucleotides long. Its product is annotated as odorant receptor Or2-like. The record is from RefSeq and is a predicted model, not a curated record. NCBI's taxonomy places the organism in Eukaryota, Metazoa, Arthropoda, Insecta, Hymenoptera, Formicidae. The coding region runs from base 1 to 1146 and encodes 381 amino acids. Gene Ontology annotation, cellular component: plasma membrane. Gene Ontology annotation, molecular function: odorant binding; olfactory receptor activity. Gene Ontology annotation, biological process: sensory perception of smell; detection of chemical stimulus involved in sensory perception of smell. The transcript is spliced from 5 exons.
AUGCAAAUACUUUCUUUAAAUUUUUUAAUAUAUACUAUUGGUGGUGUUUGGCAGCCUAUCGAGUGGUCAUCGAAUAGCGCUAAACUAUUGUAUAAUGCAUUUACUUUUAUUGUAUUAGUCUUGGAAUAUUUUUUAACAUUAACCCAAUUUAUGGACAUUGUUCUUGUUAUCGAUAAUAUCGAUGAUUUCGUUGCCAAUUCUGUAACAUUCGUGAGUAUGAUUGGUGUUUGUUGUAAAGCGACUACCAUCGUAAUACGUCGAAGUGCAAUUGUCAACUUAAUACAAGUAUUGUGUAGCAAACCAUGUAAACCGCAAAACAAGGAUGAAGAAACGAUACAAACAAAAUUUAACGAGUUUAUCAGGUCAUGGUCGAUAAAGUAUUCACUUUUGGUAGUGAGUUCCUUUACAGGCGUCAUAAUAGGAUCAGUGUUAAAUAUAAUGCAAGGUCAUUUACCUUGUAGAAUAUGGUUACCAUAUGAUAUUAACGCAUCUCCACUUUUCUGGAUUAUAUUUGUUCAACAGAUCCUAUCUGUGUUUUUCGCUUCAGUUAUAAAUGUCGGCACAGAAACCUUAAUUUUCGGAUUACUUUUACAAAUCUGCGCUCAGUUUGAAAUUUUUGAAAGUCGUCUUCGCAAAUUAGUAGCUAGAAAAACAACUAAAUGUCUAAAAUAUUCGUCUAUUCCGUCAGAUAAUGAAAGACUGAUAAUAUCGCAAUACAUACAUCAUCAUCUCAGCAUUUACAAAUAUGCCAAAAUGGUAAACAUUAUAUUCAAUCAGGUGCUCUUUAUUCAAUUUUGCGGCAGUAUAUUAGUAUUAUGUACUUGUGUAUAUUAUCUAUCAGCACAUAUUACGGAAUUUGAAAGUGCUACUUUGAUAAUUUACACUAUCUGCAUGUUUAUACAAAUUUACAUUUAUUGCUGGUCUGGAAACGAAGUUAUACUUAAGAGUAAAAGUGUAGGAGAUGCGAUAUAUCACAUGGACUGGCCUCUGUUAUCAGUUAACGAAAAGAAGGAUCUACUGAUAAUUAUGAUACGCAGUACAAUCCCUAUAAAAUUUACUAGCAGUUUCUUGAUAACUUUAUCUCUCCAAUCUUACAGCAACAUCUUGAAAACUUCAUACUCGGUAUUUAAUUUGUUACAGUCGUAGAUGCAAAUAAUCGAAAAUGCGUAGUAUUGUAGCUUCUGUAAUAAGUCUGACUGCA